AUGUUCAUAUCUAUCUAUCUAUCUAUCUAUCUCAGGCUGUUCAUAUCUAUCUAUCAAUUUAACUAUUACUGUAUAUUCAUAUCUAUCGAUCUAUCCAUCUCACUCCUUUCAUAUCUAUCUAUCUAUCGAUCUAUCUAUCUAUCUCUGUUCACAUCUAUCGAUCUAUCCAUCUAUUACUGCCUGUUCAGAUCUAUCUAUCUAUAUAUCUAUCUAUCUAUCUAUCUCAGCGUGUUCUUAUCUAUCUAUCAAUCUAUUAUCUAUUACUGUAUGUUCAUCUCUAUCGAUCUAUCCAUCUCUGACCGUUCAUAUCUAUCUAUCUAUCUAUCUAUCUAUCUAUCUAUCUCAGUCUGUUCAUAUUUAUAUAUCUUUCUCAGUGUGUUCAUAUCUAUCAAUUUAACUGUUACUGUAUGUUCAUAUCUAUCGAUCUAUCCAUCUCACUCCAUUCAUAUCUAUCUAUUACUGUAUGUUCAUAUCUAUCUAUCUAUCUAUCUAUCUAUCUAUCUAUCUAUCGCAGUCUAUUCAUAUCUAUCUAUCUUUCACAACUGCAAGUUAACUUCUUCGUCUGAGGCGCAAACCCAACUCCAACUGCAACUUCUCUGCCUGUCCGGCCUGCAACUGUCUCGCCGUCCGCCCUGCAACUCUUCUGCCUGUCCGGCCUGCCACUCUUCUGUCUGUCCGGCCUACCACUCUUCUGAGCGAAGGUCUUUCUCAGUGGGUGGAUGCGUACAGAGAAGAAGGGACGGAGAGACAUUUGUCUUUAUUCCUUGUCUCUCUCUUUCUCUCUCUCUCUCUCUCUCUCUCUCUGUGAGAGAACCUCAAGCAGUGAGGUCGCCUUUCUUCUGCUCUUACCGCUCAUUCCAGUAUAUCAACGACUCAACGGAAAUUGUCUGUAGGUGA
Acanthosepion pharaonis is the source of this 897-nucleotide messenger RNA. The record is from the annotation of a GenBank genome assembly. Lineage: Eukaryota; Metazoa; Mollusca; Cephalopoda; Sepiida; Sepiidae.